Molecule: messenger RNA, 417 nt
Organism: Nicotiana attenuata
Lineage: Eukaryota; Viridiplantae; Streptophyta; Magnoliopsida; Solanales; Solanaceae
Product: nuclear pore complex protein NUP107-like
Biological process (GO): mRNA export from nucleus; protein import into nucleus; regulation of DNA-templated transcription
Cellular component (GO): nuclear pore; nuclear pore outer ring
Molecular function (GO): structural constituent of nuclear pore
Source: RefSeq, a predicted model, not a curated record
AUGACCGGAGAAAAAGUUUCUGGUGAAGAAAAUCAGCUAUUUGUGCAAAUCAGUUGUUGUAAUAGCAGAAGCAGAAGCAGAACCAGAAAAAGAAAGAGCAUAAUAGCCCCUUUUUACAGAGAUAAAGGAGUGCUGCUGAGAUGGUAUGGUUCUAAUGAAAUGCACAGAGUUAUGGAGGACAAAUUGAUGAGACAGAAGGCACGGAUUUUGCUUGACGAGGCAGCUUCAUGGUCUCUCUUGUGGCAUCUUUAUGGAAAAGGAAAUGAAGAACUUCCUGAAGACCUUAUCCUGUUGCCAACUACUUCACACUUAGAAGCUUGCCAAUUUGUUGUGAAGAAUCAUACUGCUCAACUAUGCCUCCGAAUUGUUCAGUGGCUUGAAGGAUUAGCCUCCAAAGCCCUUGAUUUGGAUAGAAAG